This is a messenger RNA of Lethenteron reissneri (Far Eastern brook lamprey), 6649 nucleotides long. RefSeq names its product glycogen phosphorylase, brain form-like. Gene Ontology annotation, biological process: glycogen catabolic process. Gene Ontology annotation, molecular function: glycogen phosphorylase activity; pyridoxal phosphate binding. NCBI's taxonomy places the organism in Eukaryota, Metazoa, Chordata, Hyperoartia, Petromyzontiformes, Petromyzontidae. The record is from RefSeq and is a predicted model, not a curated record. Gene Ontology annotation, cellular component: cytoplasm.
UUGGGUGACUGCCAGAGUGCACGUGCGUGGUUUCGCAUUCCUCUUCAGGUCACCGCCCCCCACGUCUGCAGGCGCCUCCAGUAACGACAGGAGGAGCAAAUCGACAGCCUCGCCGCCACCAUGAGCGACGUCGACAAGCAGAGGCAGAUCAGCGUGCGGGGCAUCGUGGGCGUGGAGGACGUGGCCGAGGUGAAGGGCCGCUUCAAUCGCCACCUGCACUUUACGCUGGUCAAAGACCGCAACGUGGCCACCCCCCGCGACUACUACUCGGCGCUGGCCCACGCCGUGCGCGACCACCUGGUGGGCAGAUGGAUCCGCACGCAGCAGUACUACUACGAGAAGGACCCCAAGCGCAUCUACUACCUGUCUCUGGAGUUCUACAUGGGGCGCACUCUGCAGAACACCAUGGUGAACCUGGGUCUUCAGAGCUCCUGCGAUGAGGCCAUGUACCAGCUGGGCCUCGACAUUGAGGAGCUGGAGGAGAUCGAGGAGGAUGCGGGCCUCGGGAACGGCGGGCUCGGGCGCCUGGCAGCCUGCUUCCUGGACUCGAUGGCCACGUUGGGAUUGGCGGCGUACGGUUACGGCAUCCGCUACGAGUUUGGCAUCUUCAACCAGAAGAUUACCAACGGCUGGCAGAUGGAGGAAGCGGACGACUGGCUACGCUACGGGAACCCGUGGGAGAAGGCGCGCCCCGAGUACAUGAUCCCCAUCCACUUCCACGGCCGCGUGGAGCAUGGCGAGCACGGGGCCCAGUGGGUCGACACGCAGGUGGUGCUUGCGAUGCCGUACGACACGCCGAUACCCGGCUACGGCAAUAACACCGUGAACACAAUGCGGUUAUGGUCAGCCAAGGCUCCCAGAGACUUUAACCUCAAGGACUUCAACGUCGGGGACUACAUCGACGCGGUGCUGGACCGAAACCUGGCCGAGAACAUUUCCCGCGUGCUCUACCCCAACGACAACUUCUUUGAGGGCAAGGAGUUGCGGCUGAAGCAGGAGUACUUCGUGGUGGCGGCGACGCUGCAGGACAUCGUGCGGCGCUUCAAGUCGUCCAAGUUCGGCUGCCGCGAGCCCGUACGCACGUGCUUCGACUCGUUCCCCGAGAAGGUGGCGAUCCAGCUGAACGACACUCACCCGGCGCUGGCCAUCCCCGAGCUCAUGAGGAUCCUGGUGGAUUUGGAGAAGCUGGAAUGGGACCGGGCGUGGGACAUCGUGGUGCGCACGUGCGCCUACACGAACCACACGGUGCUGCCCGAGGCUCUGGAGCGAUGGCCCGUGCAUCUGCUGGGCAAUCUGCUGCCACGCCACCUGGAGAUCGUCUACGAGAUCAACAUGCGCCACCUCACCAAAAUCGAGGCACUGUUUCCGGGGGACUUGGACCGCAUGCGCCGCAUGUCCCUGAUCGAGGAAGAAGGCACCAAGCGCGUGAACAUGGCGCACCUGUGCAUCGUGGGCUCGCACGCCGUCAACGGCGUCGCGCGCAUCCACUCCGACAUCAUCAAGGCCACUUGCUUUCGUGACUUCUGGGAGAUUGAUCCGAAGAAAUUCCAAAACAAGACGAACGGCAUCACCCCGCGCCGCUGGCUCCUGCUCUGCAACCCGGGGCUCGCCGACGUCAUCGCCGAGCGCAUCGGUGACGAGUACGUCAACGAGCUGUCGCAGCUGGCGAAGCUCGGCGACCUGGUGGACGACGAUGCCUUCAUCCGGGACGUGGCCAAAGUGAAGCAGGAGAACAAGCUGAAGUUCUCCGCGUUGCUCGAGAAGCAGUACGGCGUGGCAGUGAACCCCGACUCGAUGUUUGACGUCCACGUCAAGCGAAUCCACGAGUACAAGCGCCAGCUGCUCAACUGCCUGCACAUCAUCACGCUCUACAACCGCAUCAAGAGAAACCCAACGAAGCGAUUUGUGGCCCGCACCAUCCUGAUUGGGGGAAAGGCAGCCCCUGGCUACCACAUGGCCAAGAUGAUCAUCAAGCUGGUGACGUCCAUCGGCGAAGUGGUGAACAACGACCCCAUUGUGGGCGACAGGCUCAAGGUCAUCUUCCUGGAGAACUACAAGGUGUCUCUCGCCGAGAAGGUGAUCCCGGCGUCGGACCUCUCGGAGCAGAUCUCCACGGCCGGCACGGAGGCGUCUGGCACGGGCAACAUGAAGUUCAUGCUGAACGGAGCGCUCACCAUCGGCACCAUGGACGGCGCCAACGUGGAGAUGGCGGAGGAGGCCGGGGAGGAGAACCUCUUCAUCUUCGGCAUGCGCGUUGACGAGGUGGAGGCGAUGGACAAGAAGGGGUACAACGCGCGCGACUACUACGAGCGCCUGCCCGAGCUGCAGCAGGCGAUCGACCAGAUCAGCAGCGGCUUCUUCUCCCCCAAGCAUCCCCACGUCUUCGAGGACAUCGUCAACAUGCUCAUGCACCACGACAGGUUUAAAGUUUUUGCCGACUUUGAGGAUUACGUCAAGUGCCAGGAGAAAGUCAGCGAGCUCUACAAGAACCCCCGCGAGUGGACGAUCAAGGUCAUCCGCAACAUCGCCGCGUCCGGCAAGUUCUCGAGCGACCGCACGAUCGCGGAGUACGCGCGCGAAAUCUGGGGCGUCGAGCCGUCCCGCGUCAAGAUCCCUCCGCCGAGCAAGCCCCGUGAGGAGAGCCACACGGCAGAUACGACAGCCAAAGCAGCCAAAGCAGCCGCGGCAGCCAAAACCGCGCCGCCACUGCCACCUUCGCACAAGGGGCUGGUGCGUGCCAUCAGCGACUACUAAACAAACGGCCCGCCCCCCGCCCGUGCUGCGCCGUGUGGAGGAGGAGGACGGGGCGAGACGGCACUCUGAUCCGGGCUGAGCGGGGAGCGGCACCGGCCCUGGGGCGGUGAGCAACGUGACGCUCGCUGGUGAGGGCGUCGUAAAGGUUGCAGGUGAAGAUACUCUUUGGUUCUUUCGGUAAAGGCAAGUAGAAAAAUAAUAAUAGAUAACGACGUUUCGAUCGCCACACAAGCGAUCGUCCUCAGGUGGAUUUUUAUUUUUUUAUUUUUCUACGUGACUUUACCGAAAGAACCAAAGAGUGUGGAUUCCUGCAGUCGCGAAAUCAAAUCAAGAUUGCAGGUGAAGAUGUUUUAAAAAAAAAGAUGUAAGGUGCACCCUCUUCAAUUGCUUGCUCGUACCACUGCGGGCGGGGGAGCCUCUGCUAGAGAGAGCUGUGGACAGCCCAUCUCCAAGAGGGCAUUUGGUCUACUCUUCCAACACUGUACUGACGUCUUGGGAAUGUGGUGGGGAGUACCCAAUGCAGAACCCUCCGGAAUAAAAUUGUCCGACUCGGUGAGAAUUCCCUGGAUAAAUAGCUGUUAUGGAAUGCAGGGUUUAAUAAUUAGGUAAUGAUGGAUUUUUGUCUGGCCUUGGCAGCACCGAGGGUAAUUUCGUGGUUUGUUGACCAGGCCGCAGAGUGCAGUCUACUGGAGUGUCGCACCACUUCUGAUUGUUUCCCACUCUAGCAGAGGGCUUAACUCUGCCUCCCGUCGUACAGAACUACACAUCAGCUCGCACGUGUCCCUCCCAAACUCUGAACGCCCCACCUUGCAUGGAGCUCAACCACUAAAGUCGGCACUCGCCCUGCCCCCGCGCCCCCCAGGUAGGGGUGGGUGUGGUCCCUUCCCUUCGAGUCUGGCUGACUUCACAGAACCUCGCACGAUUGACCCCGGCCCUCCUUACAGUGCACUGGCGUUGUGCAGAGGCAGCCGCUACCCCAAGUUGGAUUACAAGCCCGACCAGAAAGCCAUGCCAAGCAAGCACUAACCCCAUUGGCAGCACUCGCUAGAGUUACAGCAAUACCUGCCGGUCAGUCGAUUUCGGCGGGUCACGUGUUCCACCCUUUCCAAGACGUCUGCCUAGUGUGGAAGAGUAGGCUAAUGUACCCACUAGAGAGGGGGAGGCCCUUCCGCCAUCAGGAAGUGGUGGUUAAAGGGCCAUUCCGGAAGCUUCUGUCCGACACCAUCUGGAGGAGAUGCACCCGCCGGCAAACGAUAGUGGGUGCUACCAGGCCGUUCAAAAACCGGAUGAGAUGGGACGAGGAUGUCGUUGUUCGUGGCGGUGGUGGCAACACUUAGUGCGUGUGCGUGAGCUCCUUCGGCAGGCAAGGCUGCGUUGGCUGGGUCAUGUCACCCGCGUACCCGGCCACCACAUGCCUAAACAGCUUUUGUUUAGCCGGAUAGAGGGGGCUAAACAGGCGCGGCACGGGGUAGAGAAGAGAUGGAGUGAUGUGGUACAGGAGGAUGUGGAGCUGAGUGGGCUUGCUGAUGACUGGUACUAGUGGUAUCAAAAUCGUCCUCUGUGAAGGAGGCUCGUGAAUGACGCUACUGGGCAGUUGGAGGCAGUCGCCCUCCAACAACAACAAAGGUCAGAGGAGCGACGCUCACAACAUCGAGCGGAGCGCCGGGUGGCUAAAGCACAGCAAGUUGGCACAGUAAGGGGCACAAGGUGGUGCAUCAGCUAGUCAUCUCAGUCGGGCAACCCAUGGCACCUGAGUCUGUCCCGCGACUUCCUGCCAGCGGGCAUUCGAAACUUCAUGUGGCCUUAAUGCGCAGAUGGCCUGGCACAAGCGCCGUGGUGAUGUCACCACUUAUGUGUGCCGAAUGGCGGUAGUGUGCUUGUGUGAAGCCACUGUGCAGCCCAGCUUCACGUGAGAACGUGGAGUUGGAGUUCUUUCCCUGGACGAUGCGAUUGUCUGAAAAUCGGAUCGAGUUGCAGUCUGAUUUUAGUUGGGAUAGUGUUGCACCCUCGCACACCUGGAUUUUCUCAGGGUCUCCGUUUUCCUCCCAUAUAUCAAGACCAAUUAAUCGGCCAAGAACAUCUUUAAAAGUUAAAGGAUCGCAGAGCUUGGGCAAUUGUUGGUGCCGGCUCACCGCGUGUCUGCUGCUGCCUUCCCUACUCCAUCUGUGGUUCCACCUGGAAGCCCCUCCUUGAGUCGUUGAAACACUUUUGCAGUGGUAGGUUGCGAGUUGAGAUUAUUGUUCAAGUAAAUUUAAAAUAAAAUUUACUUCAACCAAAGUUGUAAUGAAACGGGACAAUAGGGACCUGUAAAAAAAAGUGCAAUUGGAGUUUCCUUGGGGAAAAACCUGAUUUUUAGCAAUAAAAAAAGUUAUCUCUUCUAGAUUAUUCUAUAGAUUUAGAUAAUUAUAAGACGUCAGCUGGUUAUGCAGUCCUCUAGGUGUCUGUGUGUGAUGCUCCUAGUGAGGAGUGGUGGUGCAGUGGAUAGCGCAUUGCACUAUGAACCCGGCGACCCAGGUUCCAUUCCCGCUCACGCCCACCAUCUGACAAUUAUCUUACCAGUCCUGAGCCUCCCCUAAGUAGACUCAGCCUAAAAAACUAUACCUUGCACGAUGUGUAAACAUCAGCCUUGAGCGUGGUGUUGGCCACCAACCCCUUGUGCAUAGAAGUGCUCGCUAACAGCACUUGCCCCAACAAUCUGCUAAGUCUAAGGGGGUGGGGGGGGGGCAUCUUUGUCCUUUGUGCCAAGUAAAUGACUUCUCAAUCACUCCCCAGGAUAACGUUUGCCAGGCCGGCCUGCCUGCCUCCAAGCCUGAUUUCUUUGCCAAUGUGAGGAGUCCUAACAUUCGUCUUCCGGAUGUUUGCCUGCACUGGCGUUACAGACGAUGCUCGGCCCCCUCGUGAGUUCACGCCAAAAUCUUCCGCACUAAAAUGUGUCCUUUGCUCCAGGGUUUUUUGGAAACGCUGGCCCUCACGGCCCACCGCCCUUUUUUUCGUAAUUAUCAGGUGGGUGCCGCUCGAAACCUCCGUAAUUCAUAUUCGAGCCGGGAGGCAUAUCGGUGGCCUUGGAACUGCGGACCAGCGUGGAUCCUGGAAACCGUUGGAAUUUUGUGAAACCCCCUGCCCUUGCUGUUUUAAUGAAAAACUUGCAAGCUCAGGCUGAUGCACAGUGGGAGAGAUAUUCUGCUCUGUGCUCGAGGUUGCUCUAACAUUUUCAACAAUAGGGAAAAAAAACAAUACACUCAUUUUACUUGCUUUCACUAAUUGUAACUUUUUUUUUCUGAUAGAUUUUCUUUCAAUUACCUGCCACACCACUGUCCAGUUUACAAUGCGGGGACUUUUGAUUGAGUCAAAUUGUACGGCGCUGAGAUUGGUGCGGUGUCGAGAUUUGCAUGUGUGCGUGCGGGGUCUUAAAAUUGAAACGUUUUAUAUUUCUCGUCCAUUUCUUUCGCCACUGAUCCGGUCGGUCUGGUUGGUGCUGAAGCUAUUGGGACUUGUCUGUGCCUUAAUCACAAAAGGAGUUUAACUUUAUACGUAAUAAUCUCAUACAUAGCAGUAGUAUUUUACAUACUGAGCAUUCGCAAAGUAUAUGAUUGUAACUUUUGUCAUGAAAUACUGGAGUAUUUUAUAGCCCCUUUGUUAAUCCAUCUUUGGGCGAAGGCCUCCUCGCACCUCGACGGUCAUGGGAGUUCAUUAGUCCAGCGUGAGCCAAACCCUGGUUGCUGGCUUUUGUAGUCCACCUAGAUAUUGACCUGUUGUUUUCAAAUGUUAAAUGGUGUUUUAUACAAUUCCUUUUGGGUUAUCUGUUAUUAUUUCUGUUACAUUAACUCCUAUUUUCAACUGUUAAGUGGGAGCACCUCUGUGACUCACGAAUUAAACCAAGCAAAGAUUCAAGCCA